GCGCGCCAAGCAGACGUGAGAGUUUGCUUUGCUUAGACUUGCCCGGCAAAUUUGGUUGACACGACAUCGCUUGUGUCAGAGAAAAAUUUCCCUUUCUUGACGACUGCAAUGUCCAAGAGAAAAGGCGUGAGUGCCGAAGAAAAGCGGCAGCGGAUGCUGCAAGUUUUCUAUGAAAAAAAAGAUGUGUUUCAACUGAAAGACCUCGAGAAAAUCGGCCCCAAAGAAAAGGGUGUCAUAGCGCAGGCAGUUAAAGAUGUUGUUCAGUCUUUAGUGGAUGACGGCCUGGUGGACUCUGAAAAGAUCGGCACAUCAGUUUACUUCUGGUCGUUCCCAAGCAAAGCUGUCAGUACGAGAAAGCGUAAAUUAGACGAGCUCAAGUCAAAAGUGGAGGACGUGCAGAAGAAGCUCAAGUUUGUCGAGAAUCAGCUGGCGAAAGCUCAAGUGGGAAGGGAAGAUUCGUCUGAGCGAGAGGAACUGAUUUCCAAGCUGAGCGAAUUGGAACGCGGCCGAGAUGAGGUUUCAUCCGAGCUGGAGAAGCACAAGGACUGUGACCCCGAGGUCCUGGAGGAGAUCAAGAAGCAGACACUCGUAGCCAAGGAGGCCGCCAACCGAUGGACAGAUAACAUCUUUUCUAUCAAGUCCUGGGUAAAGAACAAGUUCUUCAUCGAGGAAUCGGUGCUCAACAAGCAGUUUGGCAUCCCGGAAGAACUGGACUACGUUUAAGCUUUGAUAACCAUCAGCUCAGUCUGUACAUAUGGAACCAACAUUUCACAGAAUUUCGUCACCUUCGCUACGCGUGGCUAACUGUUUUCCCUCUUUGCAACAGCUGUUGCGCGUCAGAAGUGACCUGACACGUAAGUGAAAAUAAAGGUUGUUUCGAGGUGGCUUCGUGUUUUAUUGUUUGCCUGCUACUGCUAUCAAGGUCGCAAACACGAAUUCGCGGAAGCAGAAUCUUGCGUCGAUGGAAUGUUGCGCGGCAUGAAGCAACUGUCAUAGUCAACUUGCAUCAGCA
Dermacentor silvarum is the source of this 1012-nucleotide messenger RNA. RefSeq names its product meiotic nuclear division protein 1 homolog. Gene Ontology annotation, molecular function: double-stranded DNA binding. Gene Ontology annotation, cellular component: nucleus. Gene Ontology annotation, biological process: reciprocal meiotic recombination. The coding region runs from base 109 to 723 and encodes 204 amino acids. The record is from RefSeq and is a predicted model, not a curated record. The transcript has 6 exons. Lineage: Eukaryota; Metazoa; Arthropoda; Arachnida; Ixodida; Ixodidae.